AUGAAUCGACCAGGUGUAGGACCGCAGGCAAUGCGUGGCAUACCCAAUGGAUUUCCAAAUCAGCAACAAAUGCAGAAUAGGAAUGUAUCAAGCAGGAUACCGCCGGGUGGGAAAAUGGCAAACAAUGGAGCAACAUGGGCAUUUGGAGGUGUACCGAUGGGAGGAGCGGGUCUAGGAAAUCCACGUCCAAAUAAUGGACCCAUGACAAGCUUUGCACAAACAAUAGGAGGGUCUUCACAACCAGCGACACCACUCGAUCUUUCCGAGUUCCCCUCACUAUCAGGAAACCAGCCCCAACACAAUCAAUCAACAUGGGGAGCAGCAGGAGCGCGUAAUAUUGGUCCAUCAGCAAAUAUGCGAUUACAGCAAUCAGCUGGAUUAUCUGCCCAACAUGCUGCUCAGCAACAGCAGCAGCAGCAACAGCAAGAUGAACUUUUCAACUCAUCAACUCAAUUAUCGAAUAAUUCCGGUGGGUUCAGAUUUGGAGCACAAAGUGCAGUUGGUCAGUCGUCACAGCCGAGCAGCGCAGAUGACUUCCCACCUCUGAGAAAUUCAAAUGGAGAGAUCGGCCAAGACCGCGGUUCCGGUCUAUUACAGAAUGUGGGGUUUGGAGGCGGUGGAGGAUUAGGAUUUGGUUCUGGCAACCCACCCCAGCAGGCCAGAAGCAAUGGUCUUUUAAGCGCAUUAUCUGGUGGUAGUCGAGUUGCACCAGGUAACAGAGUUGCUUCACCAGGAAGUUUGUCAGGCCCAUCCACAAACAGAUCCCCUAUAGACUCCAGUCGUCAAGGUCUAUCCAAUCUUGGAGAGAACGAAGCUGGGGGCUUUGCGAAUACGAAUUUUGGCUCAUCGAGUCCCAUACCACUCCAAGAAGACAACGAUCAACAAUUCAAUAUGCCUACGGCAACCAGCUCGCGACCGGAUGGUCCAUCAACCCUAACUCAAGCACAGGAACUCGACCCUAGUUCUGCGCAGAGAAAUGCCGAGAAUGCCGAUUCUAAAGUACAAGAUCCAUUAGCUCACAUGAGUGACACCGACAGAUUUGGACUUAAGGGGUUUUCCUAUAUGAUGAACAACUUCCCUGACUAUGCUGCUCUUGUUACUGGUACCGAUAUCAACCAUCUGGGUCUCGAUCUACAUUCUGAGCAGCCCAUCUCAAACCAAAUUUACUCUCUAUGGGAUAACGAGCCACCGCGACCAGAUGUCGCCCGUUUUAAUCUACCUGAGUGUUAUCGCGUUCUGAAUGUUGCCCCUCUCGAAAGCAAGAUGCCCAGCUUCAACGAAGAAGCCCUAUUGUUCAUGUUCUACAGUAAUCCCGGUGACAAGCAGCAGCUCAUGGCAGCUAGGGAGCUUGGCAAUCGAAACUGGCGUUAUCAUAAAAAAUUGCAAGUUUGGCUUACCAAAGAUGAUUUGAUGGUUCCCCGACAACUUUCUCAACAAAUGGAGCAAGGCUAUUAUAUCUUCUUUGAUGUCAAGACUUGGUCAAGACAACGUCGGGAAUUCACACUGUCUUACGAUGACUUAGAGAGGGUUGAGGAUCGAUUUUAA
Molecule: messenger RNA, 1545 nt
Organism: Sclerotinia sclerotiorum 1980 UF-70
Lineage: Eukaryota; Fungi; Ascomycota; Leotiomycetes; Helotiales; Sclerotiniaceae
Exons: 9
Coding region: 1-1545 (514 amino acids)
Biological process (GO): nuclear-transcribed mRNA poly(A) tail shortening; regulation of DNA-templated transcription
Cellular component (GO): P-body; CCR4-NOT core complex
Source: RefSeq, a predicted model, not a curated record